AUGGAUCAUGAGAGAAGUGAAGGAGAUAAACUGGAGGAAGUGAUGUUGCCUGGUUUUAGAUUCCAUCCCACUGAUGAGGAACUUGUGGGGUUUUAUCUAAAGAGAAAGAUUCAACAGCGCCCUCUCUCCAUUGAGCUCAUCAAACAACUUGACAUCUAUAAAUAUGAUCCUUGGGAUCUUCCUAAGUUAGCGAGCACCGGAGAGAAAGAGUGGUAUUUCUACUGCCCUAGGGAUAGGAAGUACAGGAACAGCACCAGACCAAACCGGGUGACCGGAGCAGGGUUUUGGAAAGCCACAGGGACCGACCGCCCUAUAUACUCGUCUGAGGGCACAAAAUGCAUUGGUUUGAAGAAAUCUCUUGUUUUCUACAAAGGUAGAGCUGCUAAGGGCCUCAAAACUGACUGGAUGAUGCAUGAGUUUCGGCUACCUUCUCUCACCGAUCACUCUGUUGUUCCAUCGAAGAGAUUAUUGGACUACAAAAACUUCUCCGCUAAUGAUUCUUGGGCAAUAUGUAGAAUAUUCAAGAAAACCAACUCAUCAGCUCAAAGAGCUCUCUCUCAAUCUUGGGUUUCUCACUUAUCAGUCGAUCAUCAACCAAGCUGUACUACCACUACUACUACAACUACUACUCAGUUUGGUUCAGAUCUCACAAGCAACAACAACAACAAUAAUAAUAUGUCAUCAUCACUUGGAACCAAAACCAGUUCACCGAUCCAGUUUUGUACUACUAAUAAUAGAAACGACAUACAAAACUCGUCGGCCAAUAAUAAUAGUAGUAGCAUAAGUUUGACUUACCCUCCUCUUGAUCACUUUGCUUCUUACAAAGCCUUUCAUAACUCCAAUAUUAACAUUUCAAGCUGUAGUAGUAGUGGAGAUCACUUCUCCCCAGCUAGCUUCCUAUUCCCAAUAUCCCCUCCAGAUAAUAUUUCUCCUAAUUCCACUAUGCUACUAAACAUGUCUUCAGUACUUGGAGAUUAUCAUCAUCAUCAUCAUCAUCAUCAUCAUCAGGGUGUUGAUUUGAUGAUGACCAAUGGAAUAUCACACGAGGAGGAUCACCAAUGUACUAAUAACGAUGUUAACGGCUUCUCAAUGGGGUUGCCCUAUGAGCUUUUUCAAGGGAAUAUUCUUGGUAACAUGGUUUGUAAUACGACGACUAAUACUAGUACAGAUCAAAGUUCCAUGAUGACAAGGAAUAAUAUUCAUGAGGAGGAUGAAGAUCAGACGUGGGACGCUGUUCGGUCCCUUGGUUUCAAUCCGUUUAGUACUUUGCCUUUGCCACCUUUGAAUACGGCUAUGGCGGAUCCAUGGAAGCCGAGCUUGCUAUGGGACUCCUCCUCGCCAUGUCCUACCGAGACGUCCACAAAUUUUCCCAAUAGCAGUAACAAAUGCUAUACUUAGCUAGAUCAGCACCAUAUUAAAAACUGACCUGAAACUUUUUUUAUUUAUUUUAAUAUAUAUUAUUUUUGGUUAAUAUAGUUAAUUAGUACGUGAUUAGUUUAGCUCUCUAGCUUUUGCAGAAAAGAAAGUUCUUUGAUUUGUAUAUCAAUCACUUUUGUAUGGCCACUGGGAAAUUAAAGUGUGGCCGAUGAAAUAGAAUGUGAACUACAACGACCCUAGCUAGCUAGUUUAAGAAAAUUAAUGGUUUCAGUGACUCUUUC
Molecule: messenger RNA, 1658 nt
Organism: Cannabis sativa
Lineage: Eukaryota; Viridiplantae; Streptophyta; Magnoliopsida; Rosales; Cannabaceae
Product: protein FEZ
Exons: 3
Coding region: 1-1398 (465 amino acids)
Biological process (GO): regulation of DNA-templated transcription
Molecular function (GO): DNA binding
Source: RefSeq, a predicted model, not a curated record